GACAACGAGAAGAGACCUGAUUGUGCACGCAAGAUGGCGAUCAGUCAGUGUAGAUACGUUUUUUAGUAGCUGAAGGAAUUAUUGGAUUUCCUCUCCCAAACCCCGACCAGUCGCAAAACAACAUUGAAUAAAACGUUGCGGAUAAUGUUCGGAACGACACAAUUCCAUGUGUACAAAGUCUAAAGACCCGCAUCACUAUCCUGAAACCUUUACCGUUUCUAAAAGGACGUAUUUGAUUUUUCUCGGCCCCCAUACUGCUAAACAAGGAUGAGGGCGCGAUAUGCUCUUUGGGAUUAAGUGUGAGGGCGGUUACAUCAACAGUGAGGACAAACCCAGCCCUCCUCUCUCCUUCCACACUGAGUCCAAACCUACAGUCACUGCGUCCUGAUUGUGACAGUGGAGCCCAUUUUGCACUGCAGGAUCCAGAGAUGGCAUCAGUGAAGCUGGAAGACUGCAGUCAAACACUGGAGCUGAAUGUCAACAUUAAAGAUGAAGAAGAGGAGGAGAAGAUUGGGACAUCUGUUAUUCAUGGUAUGAGGCCGGUAACAUCAACAGUGAGGACAAACCCAGCCUGCCUCUCUCCUUCCACACUGAGUCCAAACCUACAGUCACUGGGUCUUGAUUGUGACAGUGGAGCCCAGUUUGCACUGCAGGGUCCAGAGAUGGCAUCAGUGAAGCUGGAAGACUGCAGUCAAACACUGGAGCUGAAUGUCAACAUUAAAGAUGAAGAAGAGGAGGAGAAGAUUGGGAAAUCUGUUAAUCAUGGAGACCAUGUUGAGACAUUCUCUACAUCCAGAGAGAAACAGCAGGAACAUCACAGAGCUAAGAGGUCUCACCCCUGCCCACAUUGUGAGGAGAUUUUCCCAUUUCUAUCAAAGCUAAAAGUACACCUACAAAUACACAGAGGGAAUCAAUAUUCCAAUAAUGACGUUGGGAAGAAUUUCACAACAUCCAAGACUCUGACAGUUCAUCAGAGAGUGCAUACAGCAGAGAAGCUGUUCUCCUGCUCUGACUGUGUAAAAUGCUUCACAACAUCAACUAGGCUAAAAGUUCAUCAGAGAACACACACAGGAGAGAAGCCUUACAUCUGCUCUGACUGUGCGGCAAGUUUCUCUCUACUGCGCAACUUAAAACGACAUGAACGUAUACACACAGGGGAGAAGCUUUACUCCUGCUCUGACUGUGCGGCGAGUUUCUCUCUACUGUGCAACUUAAAACGACAUGAACGUAUACACACAGGAGAGAAGCCUUACUCCUGCUCUGACUGUGGAAAGAGUUUCUCUCUACUGGGCCACUUAAAAAGACACCAACAUAUACAUACGGGAGAGAAGCCUUACUCCUGCUCUGACUGUGGAAAGAGUUUCUCUCGACUGGGCCACUUAAAAACACAUAAACAUAUACAUACAGGAGAGAAGCCUUACUCCUGCUCUGACUGUGUAAAAUGCUUCACAACAUCAACUGAGCUAAAAGUUCAUCAAAGAACACACACAGGAGAGAAGCCUUACUCCUGCUCUGAUUGUGUAAAAUGCUUCACAACAUCAACUAGGCUAAAAGUUCAUCAGAGAACACACACAGGAGAGAAGCCUUACAUCUGCUCUGACUGUGCGGCGAGUUUCUCUGUACUGUGCCACUUAAAACGACAUGAAAGUGUACACACAGGGGAGAAGCCUUACUCCUGCUCUGACUGUGGGGCGAGUUUCUCUCUACUGUGCAACUUAAAACGACAUGAACGUAUACACACAGGAAAGAAGCCUUAUCACUGCACUGACUGUGAGAAGAGAUUCUACAGAUUGGGCCAUUUAAAAAGACACCAAUGUAUACAUAAAGGAGAGAAAUAUGAGUCCCUUGCCGCCCUGAGAUACAGAUAUGUGGACGUAAUGAAGGCCCUCACCAACAUCGUGCUUUUAAGUGACAAGAAGGACGAGAUGGAUGAUGCAGCCAAAGACGCAGACCUGCACAGGGCAGUUAGCCUACUCAAGGACAUUAUAGAGGUCCUGUCCGGAUUCCGACAGGAUUUUGAGAAGGCCAAAGUCACUGCAAAGACCCUUGCCAACAAAUGGGGAGCUCAGAACGCAUUUGAAGACACUCGGAGAAGGAAGGCAAGGAAGGCGAGGCGUCAUUUUGAUGAGCUAUGCGAGGACGAGCGACUGUCUGAUGGGGUGAGUAGUUUUAGAGUCAACAUCUUUAAUGCAAACCUUGACAUCGUUAUUCACCAGCUGUCAAACCGAUUUAAAAGCCUGCGGGCAACAUCGAGUCUGUUUGACUCCAUCCAUCCCACUACCCUGGCCAACGCAGAUGAUGAUGCGCUCUACGAGACGGCCAGCCAUCUGGCUGAACAUUACAGCAAAGAUAUAUCAGCAAGCUUGGGGCGGCAGAGUGCUUUACAGAAAUCCAGCCUAAAACCACAUGAACUUAUACAUACAGGAGAGAAGCCUUACUUCUGCUCUGACUGUGGGAAGAAUUUCUCUCGACGGGGCAGCUUAAAAUCACACCAACGGAUACACACUGGAGAGAAGCCUUACUCCUGCUCUGACUGUGGGAAGAGCUUCACAACAUCUGGGUCUCUGACAAUUCAUCAGAGUGUGCACACUAGAGAAAAGCCUUACUCCUGCCCUGACUGUGGGAAGAGUUUCUCUCGACUAGGCCACUUAAAAACACAUGAACGUAUACACACAGGAGAGAAGCCUUACUCCUGCUCUGACUGUGGGAAGAGCUUCACAACAUCUGGGUCUCUGACAAUUCAUCAGAGUGUGCACACUAGAGAAAAGCCUUACUCCUGCUCUGACUGUGGAAAACGUUUUUCCCAAUUUGAUAAGUUAAAAGGUCACCAGCGUAUACAUACAGGAGAGAAGCCUUACUACUGCUCUGACUGUGGCAAGAGUUUCUCUCUACAGGACAGCUUAAAAUCACACCAACGGAUACACACAGGAGAGAAGCUUUACUUCUGUUCUGACUGUGGGAAGAAUUUCUCUCGACAGGACAGCUUAAAAUCACACCAACGGAUACACACAGGAGAGAAACCUUACUUCUGCUCUGACUGCAGGAAGAAUUUCUCUCGACAGGACAACUUAAAAGUUCAUCAGAGAGUGCAUACAGGAGAAAAGCCUUACUCCUGCUCUGACUGUGUGAAAUGCUUCACAACAUCAACUGAGCUAAAAGUUCAUCACCGAACACACACAGGAGAGAAGCCUUACUCCUGCUCUGAUUGUGGAAAGAGUUUCUCUCAACUGGGCACCUUAAAACAACAUGAACGUAUACACACAGGAGAGAAGCCUUACUCCUGCUCUGAAUGUGGAAAGAGGUUCUCUGUACUGGACCACUUAAAAACACAUGAACGUAUACAUACGGGCGAGAAGCCUUACUCCUGCUCUGACUGUGUAAAAUGCUUCACAACAUCAACUGAGCUAAAAGUUCAUCAGAGAACACACACAGGAGAAAAGCCUUACUCCUGCUCUGAUUGUGUAAAAUGCUUCACAACAUCAACUAGGCUAAAAGUUCAUCAGAGAACACACACAGGAGAGAAACCUUACUUCUGUUCUGACUGUGCGGUGAGUUUCUCCCUACUGGGCCACUUAAAACGACAUGCACGGAUACACACAGGAGAGAAGCCUUACUCCUGCUCUGACUGUGGAAAGAGUUUCUCUCUACUGGGCCACUUAAAACGACAUGAACGUAUACACACAGGAGAGAAGCCUUACUCCUGCUCUGACUGUGGAAAGAGUUUCUCUCUACUGGGCCACUUAAAAAGACACCAACAUAUACAUAAGGGAGAGAAGCCUUACUCCUGCUCUGACUGUGGAAAGAGUUUCUCUCGACUGGGCCGCUUAAAAACACAUGAACAUAUACAUACAGGAGAGAAGACUUACUCCUGCUCUGAUUGUGAAAAAUGCUUCACAACAUCAACUGAGCUAAAAGUUCAUCAGAGAACACACACAGGAGAGAAGCCUUACUCCUGCUCUGAUUGUGUAAAAUGCUUCACAACAUCAACUGGGCUAAAAGUUCAUCAGAGAACACACACAAAAGUUCAGCUUUACUCCUCAUUUGACUAUGGGAAGAGUCUCAACUGAACGACUUAAACAACAUGAACAUAUACACAGGAGAGAAGCUUUUCUCCUGCUCUGACUGUGGAAAGCGUUUCUCUCGAAUGGGCCAGUUAAAGAGACACCAAGGUAAACAUAAAGGAAUUGAAUUGGAUCAAAUGAAUAAAGUGUAGAACACUCUAUUGUAAUCCUAUUGUUUCUCACUGUGAGAGAACUGUGCAGAGGAAAGGGAGUGUUAUAGAAUGUUAGCCUCUCUUUACUUUACUGAUCAGUGUGCACCUGGUCAGUUUUGGUUAGUUUUGUUAGCUUCUACUGUGAAGAUAUUGAGAUGACGUUGUAUUUGCCCUUAGGGUUGAAUAUCCUGUGAGGUGUCUCACAAUGGAUUCUGAUGGUUGACUGGGUGGUACUGCUUCCCUCUGCAGUUUUCUGUGGGAAGAAGCUAGUAGACACAACCUACACUGAGUGUACAAAACAUUAUGGACAGCUGUUCUUUCCAUGACAUAGACUGACCAGGUGAAAGCUAUGAUCCUUAAUGAUGUAGUUUUUUGUGUAUUUAUUAUGGAUCCUCAUUAGCUUUCAGCAAAAAUCAACAAACUGCGGUUGCAGUGGGCUAAGGAAUGAAAACACUGGACACUAGAAAAUUGGAAAACUAUUGCCUGGUCUGAUGAAUGCCUGUUCCUGCUGUUUCACGCUGAUGGGAGGACUAGGGUAUGGAGGA
Messenger RNA from Salvelinus fontinalis (brook trout), 4758 nucleotides. RefSeq names its product zinc finger protein 91-like. The record is from RefSeq and is a predicted model, not a curated record. The transcript has 9 exons. Gene Ontology annotation, molecular function: DNA-binding transcription factor activity, RNA polymerase II-specific; RNA polymerase II cis-regulatory region sequence-specific DNA binding. Gene Ontology annotation, biological process: regulation of transcription by RNA polymerase II. Bases 429 to 4067 code for a protein of 1212 amino acids. Gene Ontology annotation, cellular component: nucleus. NCBI's taxonomy places the organism in Eukaryota, Metazoa, Chordata, Actinopteri, Salmoniformes, Salmonidae.